UGAAGACUAUACAUGUGCAUAUGUGAACCAAAGAGAAAGCUGAAAAGAAACUAUUCAGCAAUGGAAAAUUCUGAGUCUGCUACUAUAGCCCACACUGAAGAAAUGGAGGAUUCGGGGGAGAGCGCGGCCGCGGCAGCUGGAUCUUCAAUGGAGGUGGCCCCCAGCUCUAUCAUUGUACCCUCCUACUAUUCUAAAGAUGUCACCGAUCCCUACGCUACCCCAGGACAAUGUGGACUGUACAACCUAGGAAACACCUGUUUCAUGAAUGCAGGCUUACAAAGUCUGCUGUCCACCACACCACUCCUGAAGUUUUUCCUGGAGCAGUUUACACUUGAAGAUUGUUCUCAGGACACACUGAUCACUAAUUUUCAUCAACUGGUCUGCAAAAUCUGGAGUGGGCGUUAUACUAUAGUAUAUCCUAGGGACUUCAAGAAUGCCCUUGCCCUUUUUCAUGUCCAGUUUCAGGAUUACAGACAGCAUGACUGUCAGGAGUUUUUGGCCCUGUUUUUGGACACACUGCACCAGCAGCUAAAGAGUAAAGAAGAGGCAGCUCAAAACAAUCUUCAGAAUGUGUCUGCAUCAGCAGAAAAAGACCAGCUCAAUAACUCUGUCAGUGCCAAGAGUGUGAGUGAUGAUGAAAGUAUGGUUACCCAAGAUGUAUCAUCAGGAUCCCUUCCUGUUCCUUUGUAUGAGGACAGUGCCAAUGUCAGCUAUGUCAUCCAGUCAGAACUUCCCUCACUUUUAAGGUCUGUUGUCAGAACAGAUUCUAGUGGUGACUUAGAAAAAUCUCAGUCAGAUAUGAAUGAACUAGAACCAAUUUUAAACAAUGCCUCAAAUCUGAAGCAACGAAUUCCCAAAAUUGAGGAGUUUUAUGCCAAAGAUACAAAAACUUUAAACACUAAUGUUUUAUCUGAGGAUUUUGAAAAAGAAGACCUAGCAACAGAUUCAGAAAAGUUUCCCAAACAGGAGCUAAAUAACCAUGCCGAUAAUGAGCUAGUCAUGCAUGCCCCUGUCGAGGCAGUGGCGAUAUCACCCAACAAGGAGGAAGCCACAAGAAAGGGACCCAAAAAUACAAACAUCCAAGCUGAGAAAAUCAACAAGAUGCAAAAAACUUGUGAAAUGGAUGCCGAAGGGGAUGGUAUUAUAAAGAAAAUGAAGUUUGAAUGUACUGAGAAAAAUUUUCAGUACAAAGCUUUGAGUAAGAUUAACAAAGACUUUGAAAUUAAUGAACAGAACUUGAAACUGGCUAGUUUUGGAAAGGAGGGGGUAAAUCUUAUAAAAGACUUAGGAAUUCUGGGUAGUUUGGACAAAGACAUGUGUGACAGUAUUAUGAGGAGGACUCACCUGCUUGUAGAAGACACCUGUCCACCAUGUGCUGCUCCAGAUGGGGACCAUCUCAGAACAGCUGGAGAAAUGAAGCAGAAAAACAGUGAGGACUUUGUGCAGAGUAUGGAUGUACAAGUCUCCAAAAAUGUGAAGACAAAGAAAACUCAGCUGUCUGAAAACAGCUGUAAAAAAAUUAAAUGUGAAAUUAAACAUGAAGGUAGCCCAGCUGAUUCCAUUUUAUCAACUGAUAAUGAAGAAGAUAAAGAGGAGGGGGGAUUUCAGAAUAGUGAGGCUACAGAGGUGGAUCUACUGGAGCGUGAUGAGGAAGUACAAGUUGAUCCUGAGGAAGAAGCAGCAGAGAAAGCCUGGGAGAAUUAUAUCAGGGACAAUCACAGUAUCAUUGUCAGCACAUUCCAAGGGCAGUUCAAGUCCACAGUGGUUUGCUCUGAGUGUAACCAUGUAUCAGUGACCUUUGAACCCUUCAUGUAUCUCUCUGUACCAUUGCCACAUGCAUCUGACAGGCAGUUAUGUGUUCUCUAUGUCCCUCUGGAAGGAUCUCCAAUGCGAUACCUUAUAACUCUACAAAAGUCUGACAAAAUAAACAAAGUGAAGGAAGAACUGAAGACACUGAUUGGUCGUCCUACUAGUGACAUCAUCAUGGCCGAGACACUGGAUCAUCACAUCUCAAGAAUUCUGGAGGACAGUGUUAUGAUACAGUAUGUAAAUGAGGCCUCCCGAGUGGUGUAUGCCUAUGAGAUGCCUCCCUGCCCUGUCAUCACAAUUGAUGUACAGGAUCCUCCCCAAUGUCUGGAUUUCUCCUCUUUACAAGACCAAUCUAAAGAAUACAGUGUUACACACACUGUUACAGAGGGUGACAUCUUUAGCAGCAUGGGCACAUUCUCAAAGCGAGAUGUCAGUGAUAUAAAUAGAUACAUGCAGUCAUCGGAUACAACCGGAAAGUUUAAGGAUGCUGAAAGUGAAUCUCACCUCAGGGGGUCAGAGUCUUGGGGUGCUUCCACGGGAGGUGACUUUGAGAGUACCACAGCUCUAGGGGAGUGGACUGAUUCCAAAAUUUCUGACAACUGGGGCAGUAGCCAAGGAGUGAGUAAAUGGACACAGUCUGAUUCUGAUGACCUUCGUAAGAGCCUUAAUGAGGUCAUGGUGGAUGUGCCAGGAGCUGGUAUGUGGAACCAGAAUUUUUCGGCAGGUCAUAGUUCCCCGGUUCACAAUACCAGCUGGUUGGACGGAAGUUGUGAGGUGGAUGGGACGUCUAACACAGCUUCUGGUUGGGAUCUCACCCACACACUGCCAGUUGAUGACACCUUGAUGAAAAGUGACCAGUUACCAGAGAGUGUUACUUGGGAUUCCGGUGAAAACAUGUCAGGUGCAGGUUGGGACUCUGGUGCAAUACCAGCACAAGCUACUGUGGUGGCAGACAAAUGGAAGUCCUGUGCAAUUUGUUUAGAGGAGCUAGAGGACAGUGAACUUCUGUCUCACACAGGCUGUGGAGGGACGUUCUGUCAAAUCUGUCUGGAGAUGUCUAUUAAGCACUAUGGGGAGGAGAGUUAUGUUUGUCCGGUGUGUUCUACUGCUGCUGUUCUGACUAAAGACUUCUGUCCUGUGGAUGGAGGAUCAUCUUCAACACAAAAUUUACGGCUGUUGGCUGUUCCCGUCUCCCUAAGAGAUGAAGUUGGUUCUUGUGCUAAAUUAGUAGGACACCCUAGACUUGUUUACUUAUACAACACAAUGAGCGGUGCUCAGUUGUAUGAGUGUAUACUCAACUUGUUUCCGGUGUUGGCUCAGUGUACUAUUGUAUUAACAGAUGGACAGGGAUUGCGCUGUUCACGGUGCCAGUAUUCUGACCAAUGUCAGGGGUGUCCCAUCUCGAGGGAUUCCCAGAUACACCUGCGCCCAGGUGAUUGUCUGUCUGUCUGUCUGAGUGGACUAUCACAGACCUGUAUAAAUGACCUGGAGGGCUUUCUAGACCAUGAAACAAUGGAAAACCUGCGACCAGAAAAAUCUCUUUCGAUUUACGAUUGUCUACAAGCUUUCACUGACAGUGAAGAUCUGGAUGAACACAACCCUUGGUAUUGUCCUCGAUGCCAAAGGAACCAGUGUGCAAAGAAAACUAUAACUGUCUGGCAGUACCCAGACACGCUCAUUCUACACCUUAAAAGGUUUGUGUAUCAUGACUUAUCAAGUAACAAAGUAGAUGCAGAGGUUAUAUUCCCCCUGGAGGACCUCAAUCUAUCCCAGUAUACAUCAGGACCUGACUCAGGAAGUUUGACCUAUGACCUCUACAGCAUUGUCUGCCAUUUUGGGGGUGCCAAUGCAGGUCACUAUACCACUUUUGCUAAGCAUCCUCUGAAUGGUCAGUGGUUUUAUUACAACGACGAAUCUGUAUCCCACCAGACACCCAAAAAGGAGGAUUAUAAGAAUGCCUACAUAUUGUUUUACAACAGACAAGGUACAGAUGUUAAGUUUGAUUUGCCUAAAAUUCCAAUGGACCAAUCAAGUUUACUGAGAGAAACUCCGAACAACAGAUCUCGACCAGCAGCAACAUCCAUUCCAUUGAAUUCAGGGCAGCCAUUAGUUUAUGGACCGUUAAAUAUUGAUCAAAUAUCUGAUGAUCUCAAGAACCAAACUGACUAUGAUGAACUGGAAUACUCUUCUCCAGAUGAGAAGAAAAUGAUGGAGUAGAGCUGUCCAGUUUUUAAAUUCUUCUUUGUUAUUUGUUUUGUUUAUGCAUGUAUUGUCUAUUUGUGUGCCAGCAGUUGAACACAGUUUUCCUUUAACAAUUUAUUUUCCUGGCAAAGCAUUUGUUACAUGACAGUGCUUCAGGUUAAAAAGAAAAGGCUGACUAUGAACUGUGACCUCAAUAUUUAUGUUGUUGAACAAUGUAAUAAAGAGAUUAUUGACUUGAA
This is a messenger RNA of Saccostrea echinata, 4250 nucleotides long. RefSeq lists its product as uncharacterized. Gene Ontology annotation, biological process: protein deubiquitination. Gene Ontology annotation, molecular function: cysteine-type deubiquitinase activity. The coding region runs from base 13 to 4026 and encodes 1337 amino acids. The record is from RefSeq and is a predicted model, not a curated record. Lineage: Eukaryota; Metazoa; Mollusca; Bivalvia; Ostreida; Ostreidae. The transcript has 18 exons.